Molecule: messenger RNA, 804 nt
Organism: Eimeria necatrix
Lineage: Eukaryota; Apicomplexa; Conoidasida; Eucoccidiorida; Eimeriidae
Source: RefSeq, a predicted model, not a curated record
AUGCGACACUUUGGAGAAGUCUGCUGCCACAUAGGAGCUGCUCAGCGGGCUGCGGCAGCAGCACCAGCGGCACGCUGCCAAUCAGCAAGUACUGCUGCUGCUGCUGCUGCUGCUGCUGCUGCUGGUGCUGCUGUCCCCUGGUGCCGCUGGAGCUCACGUCGCUUGGCUUCUCUGUCUGCUGCUGCUGCAACCCCCGUGGCACCUGACCCUCCUAGGACCCGACUCCCCAGGGACUUCAUCAUUAACGCAGUGCAGUCUGCUGCAGCUGAGCAGAAGCAGCAGCAGCAGCAGCAGCAGCAGGGCCAGCAGAAGCAGCAGAAGCAGCAGGAGCAUCGGCAGCAGCAGCAGCAUCUCGAUCCUUCAGAGUCUGCUGCUGCGCUGUGUGCAGCACAGAUCGCCUUGUCUCUUUGUCUGGAGCUCUCCAUAAUAUUUGCCGCUGAUCUGCAGCGCAUGCUGCAGCAGCCGCAGCAGCAGCAGCAGCAGCUCGCAAGCAGCAGCAGCAGCAGCAGCAGCAGCAGCGACGCUGCUUCAAGUGGGCCCCACAAAGGCCAAAGACGCAAAGCUUUGGGGGCCUUGAUGGGCCCUGAUGAGAUGCCUCGUGCUGCGCUGCACUGCGCAGUCCUGUUCCACCCCUUCACCAGCAGCAGCAGCAAGGGCAGCAGCAGCAGCAGCAGCAGCAGCAGCGGCAGCACCGGCUUCGCAGUUUCGGAUCCUUUGAAGGGAGCUUGCCAGGCAGCCCUGCUGCUGCAGUCUCUGUGGGCUCACCUGCUGCUGCGCAUGCAGCCCCAGUUCAACGCCAAGUAA